Micropterus salmoides (largemouth bass) is the source of this 1941-nucleotide messenger RNA. RefSeq names its product claudin-8-like. Gene Ontology annotation, biological process: cell adhesion; bicellular tight junction assembly. Gene Ontology annotation, molecular function: structural molecule activity. The record is from RefSeq and is a predicted model, not a curated record. The transcript has a single exon. Bases 127 to 1200 code for a protein of 357 amino acids. Lineage: Eukaryota; Metazoa; Chordata; Actinopteri; Centrarchiformes; Centrarchidae. Gene Ontology annotation, cellular component: plasma membrane; bicellular tight junction.
UUGAAACUGCUCCAAAUGAGAAGAUCCUCGCUGCCUUGGACACAUUUCUUUCUCUUACUAUUUGUUGUCAAUAUUAGCUAACCUAAUUUUGAAGUUAGACACAGCUGGACUCUUGUACACUGCACAAUGGUUCAAGGUGCUUCAGAGAUAGCCGCAGUGUGUGUCGGCCUGAUUGGACUGAUAGGGGCAUCGGCUACUACAGGUUUGCCCAUGUGGAAGGUGACAGCUUUCAUCGGGGCAAACAUAAUUGUGAUGGAAACCCGCUGGGAAGGAUUGUGGAUGAACUGCUACCGACAGGCCAACAUCAGGAUGCAGUGUAAAGUGUAUGACUCUGUGCUGUACCUGCCCCCAGAGUUACAGGCAGCCAGGGGUCUGAUGUGCUGUUCUUUGGCUUUGUCGGGGGUGGGACUCCUUGUGGCUCUGGCAGGAAUGCGGUGUAUUUCCUGUUUUCAGGGUACUCAUCGGGCUAAGACCAUGAUCCUGAUGGUUGCAGGUGGUAUGCAGUUCUUGGCCUGUAUCUGUGUCCUUAUCCCUGUGUCGUGGACGGGUAAUGUCAUCAUCAGGGACUUUUACAAUCCUUUGCUAAUCGAUGCCCAGAGGAGUGAGCUGGGAGAGGCUCUCUACAUUGGUUGGGUGACCAGCGGCUUCCUUUUCGUCUCAGCUAUGUUGUUUGUCUGCCGCCAAAUGCCCUCAGACAAAGGCUCAUACGAUGUGUACCACCCAGACAACUUGCUCAUUUACAAGCCACAACCCAGAAAGCGAUCUGUAAUAAACUAUCAUCCCAUCUCGAGUGUUCCUAGCCUCCAAUCUACUGCCUACCAGCCAUCUCUGCCGAUUGGAUCUAUUGGACAACAACUUGCGACUGCACAGCAUAACAUCCCUCAAGUAAUGACAAAUGAUGGAGCACUAAAAAACUCCAUCCCGGGUCUGCCUGAAAAUGCAUCAUUGUUAUAUCAGGGAGCAGGGUACCACUCCUUCAUGAAGAGUUCUAGCCCAGUUGGAAGCCUAUUUACAUCCGGCAACUCCUUGUACAUCAGCCAAAACACCACGCCAUAUUCACAGACUUACACCGACAAUCCCACUACCUCCUACCAGUCCAGUUUUUAUCCGGUUCCACACACUCCUGUUUUCAUAGGAUAUAAAGCAUCACAAAUUCAACCAAAUUCUCACAGUGAGAGCAGUGUUUGUGUAUACAUAUAAAGGAAAAAUUAAGUUAAUUUUAACUGCUGCAUAUUAGUGACAAGAUGAAGGUAAAUUCUGGUAAUGUUAUCUCUGCUUAUAUUCCACAGGCUAAACAGCGUUUAACAAUUUCCUACUAUUAACACACUUUUUUGUGAUCAAGUUGAAGAUAACUGCUGAUGUUGUUAGUGUAAAUAAAGGCAACAUCAUACUGUUUUCAUGAAGCCCUGGUAUGGGCUUACUUUCCCAAAAUAGAGGUUUAUGAGAAAUCAUCUGUUUGGAACACCAUAGCCUUAUGUUUUACAUCUUUGUAAUCAUCUGUUCAUUAUAUUUUGAAAUGUAUUGUGGUUAUCAGUUUUUGUGUGUCAGUGCAUUUUUUAAUAUCUUAUCAACAAGAUUUCUUAGCAACUACUCAAACAGCAGUGAUACAGCGCUAAAGUUUAUAAUCAAAUAACCUUCUUACCUAUAGUUAUUGGUUAAUUUGCAGUUAUCAUUAAAAGAAAAGUUUGGGCGACUAGUGCCUAGUAAUGCUUAGCAGCAGUUCACUCAGCAACUUUGGCUUUGUGGGGAUGAUUUAUGUUUCCCUGGAAGGCAGCCAUCUUCCAAAGAUGUGUAGUUCAGGUCUGUUUUAGCCCUAUGAUGGACUGGCAACUUGUAACGUUUCCAUGUAAAUGGUCCAUGCUUUCUGCUAGGACAGGCUAUCUGUGAAAUAAACAAGUAAAACACACAACAAGAAAAAAUGUUAACAAUGCUAAAAAAAUA